Spinacia oleracea (spinach) is the source of this 2084-nucleotide messenger RNA. RefSeq names its product protein SLOW WALKER 1. The transcript has a single exon. Gene Ontology annotation, molecular function: protein binding. Gene Ontology annotation, cellular component: nucleolus. Gene Ontology annotation, biological process: positive regulation of transcription by RNA polymerase I; rRNA processing. The record is from RefSeq and is a predicted model, not a curated record. The coding region runs from base 132 to 1712 and encodes 526 amino acids. NCBI's taxonomy places the organism in Eukaryota, Viridiplantae, Streptophyta, Magnoliopsida, Caryophyllales, Amaranthaceae.
AUUUUUCCCAAUUGUCUUAAACCCUACUACGAAAACUUUAAACCCUCCUCCUCUCUCUCCUUCCAUUUCUUCCGCCACCGCCUCCCUCCUCCUCCGCCGCCCUCUCUUUCCACUUCCCGUCCGCCAUAGCCAUGGCAGAGCUUCAAAGCUUCUCUACGAAACCCCGCCUUAAACCCACAUCCAAAAAAUCCAACAAAUCCCCAGAAGCCAAAUACUGGAAAUCCUUCAAAACCCAAGAAAUCUCAGGCCUAGUUUCUUCAAUCACCUCCAUUGAUUUCUCCCCACAAUCCCCCCACCACUUCGCCGCCACAUACGGUGCUGCUCUCUCCUUUUACAACCCCCACCACCCCUUCUCCCCCUCGGAGCCUGUCUCCACAGUCCGCUCCUUCAAGGACAUUUCCUUCUCCGCCUCGUACCGCUCCGAUGGCAAGCUUAUAGCUGCUGGGUGUCAAUCCGGGGUAAUCCAUGUUUUUGAGGCGAAAACCCGAAAUCCGCUUCGACAAUUGAAGGGGCAUUCUCGGCCUGUGAGGUUAGUUCAGUACCCUAGAGUUGAUCGUUUGCAUUUGUUUUCUGGUGGUGAUGAUUCUGUUGUUAAGUACUGGGAUGUUGCUACUGAAACCUCUUUGUAUAAUUUUUUGGGUCAUAAGGAUUAUGUUAGAAGUGGGUCUGCUUCUCCAAUCGAUGAUAAUUUGUUUGCCACCGGGUCUUAUGAUCAUACUGUUAGGGUUUGGGAUGUUAGGGGUUCGAAAUCAGGUUCUUCUGCUAUGGUUGUUAAUCAUGGGAAACCUGUUGAAGAUGUUGCAUUUUUGCCUUCUGGUGGGUUGAUUGCCACUGCUGGAGGGAACAUGGUGAAAAUUUGGGAUGUGAUUGGAGGUGGGAAAUGUGUGUAUUCCAUGGAGAGUCAUAAUAAGACUGUAACAUCGAUUUGUGUUGGGAAAGUGGGGAGGGAUAGUGGAGAAGAAUCCGAUCAAUACCGCCUUUUGACUGUUGGGUUAGACGGGUAUUUGAAGGUGCUUGAUUACUCAAAGUUGAAAAUUACGUUCUCAAUGAGGUUCCCUGCUCCCCUGGUGUCGGUUGGGUUCUCCCCUGAUUGUUCUACACGAGUUAUUGGAACCUCAAAUGGAAUUAUCUAUAUGGCAAAGAGGAAGAAGGAGAAUGUGGAAGAAAACCGUGUUCUAGGAGAUUUUCAGAUUAGGGAGGAACCGCGAAAGAGGAUGUUGAAGCCAUCAUUCUUUAGGUAUUUUCAUCGAGGACAAAGUGAGAAGCCUAAAGGAGGUGAAUAUCUGGUUUUAAGACCCAAGAAGGUUAAGUUGUCCGAACAUGACAAACUAUUGAAGAAAUUCAUGCACAAAGAUGCUCUUGUAGCUGUCCUUCGUAAGAAGAAUCCCGAAAAUGUUGUUGCUGUGAUGGAAGAAUUGGUAGCAAGGAAGAAACUGUUCAGAUGUGUGUCAAAUUUGGAUAUAGAGGAGCUUGAGUUGCUGUUGGUGUUCUUGCAGAAGUACACUACUCUUCCGAGGUAUGCUGGUUUACUGAUGCCGUUUACCAACAAGGUUAUUCAAAUGCGAGCUGAGGAUAUUCGAGCUUCUGAUGGUCUCAAGGUUCAGCUGAGGAAUUUGAAGCGAACCAUUCAGGAGGAGUUGCGGAUACAACAGUCUUUGCUGGAGAUACAAGGAAUAAUAUCUCCCUUGAUGAGGAUUGCUGGGAAGAGAUAGUGCUCGUUGUACUAAUAUUGCUUUAAGAGUUGUAUGUUGAUAACUUCUUACCGGCAACCUCUACUUCAAGUAGAGGAUAAAUUCUUGAGCACAUGUUUACUUUUCUACCCAUAUUUGCUUUUUGUAGGGGAUAGAAUCUUGAGCACAUUUUUAGAAGAGGAUAGACUCAAGUGUUGAGGCUACACUUUGGAUUCAAGAUCUCCUUUGUUCUUGGAUAUCUUCUUUAAGUUAAAUUUUGGUCUCAAGAUGACAUAUUUUCGUGUUUUACUAGUGGCGCUGUAACUUUUUUUUGGGCUUAAAUGAGAUAUCUACUUGGUUUUGUCGGUGUUCUUGUAACUUUUUUUGGGCUUAAAUGAGAUAACCUUUCACUCC